AUGGAGGAUGAAGAGGAGAGAAGAAGUAUGGAAAAAACUGACAUGCAGGGUGUUGAAAUUUUCUUGAAGCCUUUCUUAGGUCUUGCGUUUCACCCGCUAAAUCAUGCCAAAAUUUUACAGCAGCUCGGUUUCGAGCCAUUUCCAUUAAGUGUUGGUAAAAUGUAUUUUAUUGGUCGUGAAACUUAUUUUUUGCCAAAUACUCUUGAAUAUGCUCGUAAUAUUAUAAAAUUGUACGGAUGGUCAACUGUUUUCACUGGAGCAGAUGCAGCUGUUUGUUCUCAACUGACAAAUUGCUUGGUCUCUAUGAAUGUUUCAGCGUAUAUCGAUAAACAUCAUUCGGAUCUUGGUGGUAUAUUCGACGAUGAAGAUUUAAAAAAGGAUGAAAAGGAAUUAAGUGACUGGUUUAGCGCUAGGCGUCAUUUGCGGUCUGCAAUCAGGGAAACAGUUGUGCGCUCCGCUGCCAUUGUUGCUGCCCGACCUUUCGUUGUAAUCAUGGUUCGACAAAUAGCGCAGUUAAUUGGUGGUGAAACCAAAUAUGGAAAUGUUUUUUCAUCGAUUUUUGUUAUUGGUGCUGAAGAAGGACCAGCUGGAUUUUUUUCUGGUCUCAUUCCUCAAUUAAUUGCGGAAAUCGCAUCAAUAUGGGGAACACACAUACUGAUUUACGGUAUUGAACGUUCAUUAUUGAUUACCCAACGUCAUUUCCCGGAGGAUGAGAAAGAACAACAACUUUUGAAGUCUACUGGUAAUGUUGUUCGCACAGUUUCUCCUUUUAUUAUCAACUCUUUGUGCUAUCCGUAUAAUCUUGUUUCUACAGUUAUGGCUGUGGCUGGCUCUGGGUUGAUAGUGUCGAUGUUACCGUAUAGCCCUGGAUUUGGAAGUUGGAUUGAUGCCCACAGUUACAUGAAACUGCAAGGGGCAUUGAAGAGGGGUGCAAAAUUCUUUUUCCGUGAACAUACUGGUGUAGUUCAUGUUGGGCGAAACAAGGAAAUUUAUGCCGAUUUCAAACACUUCAUUUAG
Dracunculus medinensis (Guinea worm) is the source of this 1017-nucleotide messenger RNA. The record is from the annotation of a GenBank genome assembly. NCBI's taxonomy places the organism in Eukaryota, Metazoa, Nematoda, Chromadorea, Rhabditida, Dracunculidae.